Aspergillus tanneri is the source of this 723-nucleotide messenger RNA. RefSeq lists its product as uncharacterized. The record is from RefSeq and is a predicted model, not a curated record. The transcript is spliced from 5 exons. Lineage: Eukaryota; Fungi; Ascomycota; Eurotiomycetes; Eurotiales; Aspergillaceae. Bases 1 to 723 code for a protein of 240 amino acids.
AUGGACCCCAGCAUCGUGCAGAAGUAUGGGCCGGGCAUGUCUUUCUAUCUUGCGAAGACGAAGCGCUCUUUGAGCCAGAAAAUGGAAACUCAGGUGCUCUUAUCAGUCAGGGAUUAUUCCACAACACUGCAAGCCCUCCACGCCAGCAACGACGACCUACAAGAGAAAAUGAGCAAACUGCGUUCGAACACACUGCGACUCGAGCUUGACCUGAUGAAACUCCAGCGACAAGCCAAGUCGUUCCGUACGGAGUGCCUUGGGACAUGGCAGGCGGACGUCCUCACUCGGCUCAUCGAAGUGGUCUAUGAGCGACAUAGGUGGAAAAUGCCCGGGAGACUCACGCCUGGAGGCUACCCUACUGGAGAUCGGGAUACCCUGUCCACGCUGUAUGCAGUGGCCGCGCGGAAGAUUAAGAAAGAAACGCUGAAACGGAGCUUCGGCCUCCCCGUCCAGUAUUAUGAGGCACUACAGAAGUACGAUGAGAUUGUCCAAUUCCGCAGUACGAAUCCAUCCCAGACAGAGGGUAGAUUCCACAAGAGCCUGGGGUCAUCGUUGCGGGUAAUCCAUGCCAUCUCGUGGGAGCCCACGGCCUUCCGCCCAGCAAACAUCAGGGGGAAGCGCUGGACAGUGGCUGGUAGGGGCGAGGACCCAUCUCAGCCGUCCUGGGAGGAUGAUCCCACAGCUCUCCAACACGAACUGCCGUCUGACUGGCCGGGUUUCUGA